Galendromus occidentalis (western predatory mite) is the source of this 2718-nucleotide messenger RNA. It is a transcript of the gene Hmgs, whose product is annotated as hydroxymethylglutaryl-CoA synthase. The record is from RefSeq and is a predicted model, not a curated record. Gene Ontology annotation, molecular function: hydroxymethylglutaryl-CoA synthase activity. Lineage: Eukaryota; Metazoa; Arthropoda; Arachnida; Mesostigmata; Phytoseiidae. Gene Ontology annotation, biological process: acetyl-CoA metabolic process. The transcript has 8 exons. The coding region runs from base 254 to 1741 and encodes 495 amino acids.
GUCGAAUUUAGUUCAGGGGGUCAGAUUCGGAUUGUGUUGGCUUUCGUCUGCCGGCAGAACGGAACCGCGGAUUCGUACCGCGGCUGUACACUGAAUAUACUGACUGUGAGAGUGCCAGCAACAUCGUUCUUUUUGUACUCCGAGGAUUUACUCCGUCGUGACAAACCCCAUCGGAGGAUUGCUAAAUUCCGAUUCUGCAGUGUCCGUAGACAUCGUCUGAUAACUCCACCAUCGAAACAGCGGGCGAAUCAGAAUGACUUCGCAGCAAAACGGAGAUUGUGGAGGAUGUUGGCCCGAGGACGUAGGAAUCCACGCGCUCGAGGUCUACUUUCCUCACACGUACGUCGAUCAGGAAGAGCUCGAGAUCUUCGACAAAGUUUCCAAGGGCAAGUACACCGUCGGCUUGGGACAGAACAAGAUGGGCUUCUGCAAUGACAGGGAAGACAUCCACUCACUGGCCCUGACCGUUGUUUCUCGGCUGUUGGAGAGAACCGGAGUUAAAACCUCGCAAAUCGGCCGUCUCGAGGUCGGUACGGAGACCCUCGUUGACAAAUCGAAAUCAGUAAAAACUGUGCUCAUGCAGCUCUUUGGUGACAACACUGAUGUUGAGGGUAUUGAUACAACGAAUGCAUGCUAUGGUGGCACGCAGGCUCUUCUGAACUCAAUUGCGUGGGUGGAAUCCUCCGAGUGGGACGGUCGCUGGGCGCUCGCUGUAGCCGCGGACAUCGCGAUAUAUGCAACGGGACCCGCUCGACCCACCGGCGGCGCUGGAGCCAUAGCGAUGCUCGUAAAACCCAAGGCCCCUCUCGUGUUGGAACGUGGAGUUCGAGCCUCGCACAUGGCUCAUGUGUACGAUUUCUACAAGCCGGAUAUGCUCUCCGAGUAUCCAACAGUUGACGGCAAAUUGUCCGUCGAGUGCUAUUCACGGGCGCUAGAUAAGUGCUACCAGGGUUACUGUCAGAAGUUCGCCAAGCUUCACAAAGGGGCCCAGAUCAGACUCAAGGAUUUCGAUGCCCUCAUAUUCCAUUCGCCUUACGGAAAAUUAGUUCAGAAGUCACUGGCGCGACUUGUGCUCAACGACUUCUUACAACACCCGAAUUGUCAGGAGUAUCAAAGCGUGAUCGGAUUCAAGGACGUCAAAUUGGAAGACACUAUUUUCGAUAGGGACGUCGAGAAAGCAUUCAUUGCUCUGUCAAACGAUAUCUUCGUCAAGAAGACAAAGCCAUCACUCCUGAUUUCGAACCAGGUGGGCAACACGUACACCUCGGCGCUAUAUUCUUGUUUAGCGUCGUACCUGGGCAACACUGCCAUCGAGUCAAUAGCGGGAAGGAGGCUCGGUAUGUUCUCGUACGGUUCGGGAUCUGCCGCCACCUUUUUCUCGCUGCGAGUGACCGACGACGUGUCGAAGGGUUCUCCCCUGCAAAUGUUGCACGAAUCCUUGGCCGAUCUAAAGGAUCGGUUGGCCCAACGCAUCAAAGUAUCGCCCCUCGAUUUCGGCACCAUCAUGAAGCACCGCCAAGAGACCCAUCACCUCGCUCCGCACACCCCGGUCGGCUCGUUGGAAGGGCUCUCCGCAGGCACGUGGUACCUGACUCAGGUGGACGACAUGCAUCGGAGGACGUAUUCACGCAAGCCACUGAAAAAUCAACAAUCACUUUCUAAUGGCAGCGCUAUAAAGGAGGCCUGUUUCAAGGACGUAGCAGGCAUCGCUUCACAGUGCGCUGAAACCCUGCGGACGUGAGAGGUGUCGAUUUGUUCACACGAAGCUGUCUCGAACGCGAAACGAAGUCUGGAUCGGUGGCAAUAUUUACAAGAAGAGAACACACAAACACAUUUCCUCUUAGAGAUGACAUACAUAGAUUCGAAAGGAAACGGUAGCAUAUCAGCAGUUCACAAAUCAGCAACAACAACAAAUCAUCCCUCGAAGGGAGACUAACGAACGUACGAACUAAAUCCGUUGAAUCGGAAGAACUCACAAGGUCGGUCAGAGUUCUGAGACUCGCCCCGCGCUCCUUAAAACGCAGAAUGGUUUUAUAAAGACUCCCCAAUGAUUUCAGUUUCCCUCUUCCCUCAUUACAUUUCUUGUAGGUGUGGCUCGGAUGUUCACCAGGAGUCCCGAAUACCUAUUAGUGCCCAGCUUUUUUAUUAAUCAUCAGAGUCUGCGGUCGGUCGACUGGAAUGACGCGGGGAGUCCUGACAUAGUUACGCAACGAUACAUAUGUGCCAGGAUUCUUAGCCGAAUAAUUGUAGAGAAAGGUCGAAUACCAUCGGACCUUAAGCCAGCGACAAAGACAUGUCGAUGAUUCCCGGGGUAUCUUCAGAAGUUGUUCCUCCAUGAAGAAUUUUGUAACAAUGCUUUUUUUAUAAUUCAUCUAAUCUUCCACUUCCGCUCUGUUAUCUGUCCGCGAUUGGUGUACGAAAUCCUUGAGAUGCGAAAUAUCCUGGAUUCGGUCCCGAUGUGAAAGCUAUCUGUUCAGUUUAGCUGAAUAAUACCUACAAAUACUAAUCCUUCUACUCGAGCGUAGGGAUGAGUUGCUGAGUCGUCUUCCACGUUGGGUUCGCUUGAGCUGGAGUUAUGACUCUCUCGAAACAAAUGAAGCAGACUUUGGUUGUACACUCGUUGGUUUUUUUCUUGUUCCAUUGAUUUACAUGUACAUGACAAUCCUGUAUUUCCUAGAGUCUUCUUCUCGCGGUGUGUAGAGCGAGGAAUGACUAACG